This is a messenger RNA of Periophthalmus magnuspinnatus, 2073 nucleotides long. Its product is annotated as nocturnin-like. The record is from RefSeq and is a predicted model, not a curated record. Gene Ontology annotation, biological process: circadian rhythm. Bases 155 to 1300 code for a protein of 381 amino acids. The transcript is spliced from 5 exons. Gene Ontology annotation, molecular function: poly(A)-specific ribonuclease activity. NCBI's taxonomy places the organism in Eukaryota, Metazoa, Chordata, Actinopteri, Gobiiformes, Gobiidae.
CACAGAGCAGUGACGACUCAGAUUUCCUCACACACAUCUGUCACUGUCUCUUGCAGCAGUAACAACAAACUAAGCUAGCCCACCUUUCAGUAGCACUAAAUAGAGCUUUAAAACUACAACAGAAAGGAAAGACUUGUUUUGACGCAGGCACAAGAUGGAGACUAUGGUGUAUCCAAUGGGUGGAGGGGCGACCAGGCUCUACAGUGCCCUCAACCGUCCCCAGGCCCUACCAGAGCCCCACAACAACACCACCCUGGACUCUGCCUUCUGCAAGGAGCACAGGGGGUCCAUUGUGAGGAGCUCUGAUCCUGAGGAGCUGCUGCGACAGUGUGAAGACGCGCUCCGGGACAGACCACCCAGAUUUCACAGGAAGUUCAUCCACAUUCAUGAAGAUGGGAGAAGCGCCUCCAGUGGCCACUUCAGAGUGAUGCAGUGGAAUAUACUAGCACAAGCUCUUGGUGAAGGAAUGGACAGUUUCGUACAGUGCCCCCUAGAGGCUCUCAGCUGGUCCCAAAGAAAAUACUUGAUCCUGGAGGAGAUUUUGAUCCACAGACCGCACAUCCUCUGCCUACAAGAGGUGGACCACUACUUCGACACCUUCCAGCCGGUACUUGCUGGUCUGGGGUACUGCAGCCACUUCUGCCCCAAGCCCUGGUCUCCCUGUCUGGAUGUGGAGGGCAACAACGGACCCGACGGCUGUGCGCUUUUCUACGAUCAGUCAGAAUUUGAGCUCCUUGAUAGUGUGAAUAUUCGUCUGUCUGCAAUGAGGAUACCCACCAAUCAAGUUGCCGUGGUGACAAUGCUGCGUAGUCGUCAUAAUAACAGGAGUGUGUGCAUUGCUGUGACCCACCUGAAAGCGCGGGCGGGUUGGGAGUGGCUCCGUAGCGCCCAGGGUUCAGACCUCCUCAGACAACUCCAAAACUUGGUACAGCAGAGACACAGCCCCUCGCCAGCGUCCCAGGACGUCCCACUGCUGGUGUGUGGGGACUUCAACGCUGUCCCAUCUGAGGAGGUCUAUCGCCGCUUCACCAGUUCUCUGUUAGGUUUGGACUCCGCUUAUAAAAAACUCAGCCAGGACGGAAGUACAGAGCCUGCAUAUACAACAUGGAAGAUCAGGCCGACUGGGGAGUGUUGUAGCACAUUGGACUAUAUCUGGUACGCCAAAGACUCACUCAGAGUAGAGGCGGUUCUGGACAUGCCUACAGAGGAACAGAUUGGUCCUAACAGGCUACCGUCCUAUAACUAUCCGUCUGACCACCUCUCUUUAGUUUGUGACUUUAGCUUCAAGGAAAGGGAGUAAUGCUACAUAAAUAAGUUGCAUGUAUGUUUUCAGAGCUGGGGAACAAUUUGUGUGAAUGCCCUUAAAGGUGCACCGCUUUUCCGGUGGCGGUGCAACCUGCUUGUUUCCAUGGAAGUGUAUUUGCUGUACUUGGGAUGUUCCACAGUAUAGCAUUAAAGUUCUCUGUCUUCAUUUAAUUACAGGUGGUUAUAAAAUGUGUUUUUACUGUGAGCGUGGUCGCCUCCUUUCAUAUGUUUCCUGUAACUUGUGCUGGUAAUGUCCCCUGCUUGUUACUGUGGAGAUAUACAUUUAAUGCAAUACUGUGAAACAUUUCAGGCAAAGCAAUAAUAUCUCCAUGUAGACAAGCAGGUAACAGACCCCAGUGAGAAGUUAUAUAGUGCCCAUUUCAAUUCAGUGGUUCUCAAAUUGUGGAACAGGAAUUACUGGUGUCACACAAUUUUUUUUUGUGUAGAUCUAUUAAACCUGUUAAAAGUUCAGAUUAUGUUUUAUUUUGAUUGGAACUUACUCUAAUUUGGUUUAGUUCUGGUCUUGUUGCCUUUAACCCUUUUAGGCAGGCAUCACAAACAAGGACAUUAUGUGAAAUGUCUGACAAUGUCUACUCUAUUCAGAUAGUUUUGCACCUGGACCUGAUGGUAUAAAUAACUGAAGUACAAAGACUGUAAUGUGUUGCCAGUUUGCACAAAAGUGUUUUUUGUUUAAUUUUUUUCAUGCACUAUUAUAUUAUUGUAUUGCCAUUGUACCUUAUAAACCUUGACAAUAAAGGAGACUAAUGC